ACAUCUCAAAUAAGGAAAUGAAGCAAGUAUUUAAAAACGGUUGGAUAAAAAAAGUGGAACAAGUAUUUAAAAACUGAGGGAGUAUUUUAUGUACCUUAUCAAACUAGAAGAGUAUCAACCUAUCACGCUUGGCCGGAUAGUUGACAACUCACCAAUAAAAAACAACUUUCUCUUAUCCAAUGGACCUACCCAAAAGAAAAAAAGAAAAAGAAAAAAAACAAAUGAUUCUUAUUGACUUUUAUAAAUUAAACUAUUCCUAGUCUUCCCACCAAAUUGACUACAUUCACCCCGCCAUAUCCCCCACUCACUCUUUGUUUCUCUCCAUCAUACUCCACUCACGUCCACACUUAUGGCCGUGACUGAUCUUUUCGCCGGCGAGAUCGCCACUGAACUCCUCAAACACCUCCUCGCAAUCGUCCGUAAAUCAGCUUUUUGUAGAGCUAGUGCAGAAGAACUCAGUAACCAUAUCCGUGAUCUCCUCCCCAUCAUCCAAGAAAUCAAGUACUCUGGCGUUGAGCUACCUCAGUGUCGACAGGCUCAGCUCGAUCGAGUCUCCGAAUUGCUUCGACACGGCAUGGAGCUCUCGCAGAAGGUUCUUGCAUCGAACCGAUGGAAUGUGUACAAGAAUUUGCAGCUAGCUAGGAAGAUGGAGAAGCUUGAGAAGAAGGUGUCAAGGUUUGUGCACGGUCCUAUGCAGGCUCAUAUUCUUGCUGAUGUUCAUCAUCUUAGGUUUGACUCGGCCGAGCGGUUUGAUCGGAUUGAUGGGUCGACUAGACAGAUUGAGAGGCAACUUGGGUCGUUGAGGAUUGGAGGUGUUGGUGGUGGGUGGGUGGAGGAGGAGAUUAAGAGAGUGGAGGGAUUAGAAGGGGGGUUUGAGGGUAGUUUGGAGAAUUUAGGGCCAUUAGGGGUGAGUUUGGAAGUGGGUGUUAGGAAAGUUAGGGAGAUUUUAUUGGAAAAAAGUGAUGGUAUUUUUGGGAUUUGUGGGAUUGGUGGGAGUGGUAAAACUACCUUUGUUAAAGAACUUUGUAGGGAUGAUCAACUUAAAUCUUACUUUAAUGACCGGAUAUUGAACUUGACAGUAUCUCAAUCUCCUAAUGUGGAGGAAAUGAGAUUAAGGGUAUGGCAAUUUUUGUCAGAAACGGAGUAUAUGGAAACCAGUUCCGAGGCUUCUCAAUGGAACCUCCAAUCUGAAUCAAUAUUUGGAGCUCGUGCUCUCGUGGUUUUGGAUGAUGUUUGGUCACUGUCAGUGCUGGAACAGCUUAUUUUUCGAGUGCCUGGGUGCAAAACCCUUGUGGUUUCCAGGUCGAAGUUUCCAACUGUUGCUAACCAGACCUAUGAGGUUGAGCUGUUGAACCAUACUGAAGCUAUGGCUUUGUUUUGUCACUCUGCUUUUGGGAAGAAUUCUGUUCCUGUCAGUGCUGAUGAACGAUUAGUCGAGCAGCUUGUCAGUGAAUGUAAGGGGCUGCCUUUGGCUCUAAAAGUCAUUGGAGCUUCAUUGCGAGGGCAACCACAAAUGUUCUGGAUAAGUGCAAAGAACAGGCUUUCGCGAGGUGAGCCAAUUGGUGAAUCUCAUGAGGUUAAUUUGCUAAAGCGGCUGGAAACAAGUAUAUCUUACUUGCCAGAAAAGGUUAGGGAAUGUUUCUUGGACUUGGCUUGCUUCCCUGAGGACAAGAAGAUUCCCCUAGAUGUUUUGAUUAACAUGUGGGUCGAAAUUCAUGACAUUGAUGAAGAGGAGGCUUUUGCUAUUCUUAUUGAGUUGUCGGAGAAGAAUCUUCUUACCAUAGUGAAAGAUGCAAGGGCUGGAGAUCUGUAUAGUAGUUAUUAUACCAUCUUUGUAAUGCAGCAUGAUGUAUUGAGAGACCUAGCUUUGCAUUUAAGCAAUACUGGGAAAAUAAAUCAGCGAAAACGAAUGCUUAUGCCACGAAGAGAAGCAAGUCUUCCUAAAGAAUGGGAGAGGAAUGCAGAUCAGCCAUUCAAUGCCCAGAUUGUUUCACUCCAUACAGGAGAAAUGAAAGAAAUGGAUUGGUUUGCCAUGGAUUUCCCUAAAGUUGAAGUGCUUGUACUGAACUUCAACUCAAGCGAGUAUUUUCUUCCACCCUUCAUAAACAACAUGCCAAGGCUAAGGGCAUUGAUCUUAAUCAACAGCAGCACAAUACAUGCAGUCCUUCUCAACCUAUCAGUAUUUGCUAAUAUGCCGAAUUCGAGGAGCCUUUGGCUCGAAAAGAUUUCAGUUCCUCAGUUACCCAAGAGUACCAUACCAUUGGUGAAAUUGCAGAAGAUGUCACUAGUCUUAUCCAAAAUUGACAAUAGUUUUGACCAAUCUGUCAUGGAUAUGCCAAGGUUAUUCCCACAUCUCUCAGAACUCACUAUAGAUCAUUGUAUAGACCUGGUGAAGCUGCCUGUGAGCAUAUGCUGGCUUCGCUCACUAGUGACUCUGAGCAUCACUAACUGUCACAGCCUAAAAGAGCUACCAUCUGAUUUGGGUAUGUUGGAUUCACUACAAAUCCUGAGAGUCUAUGCUUGCCCCAAUUUGAAAAUUCUGCCUCCUGGGAUAUGCCAGCUUGUUAGGUUAAAAUACCUUGACAUCUCUCAAUGUGUCAAUUUGGUAUGUCUCCCAGAAAACUUUGGUAGACUGAUGAGUCUGGAGAAGGUUGACAUGCGCGAGUGUUCCUAUAUAAAGAAGCUGCCAAAGUCUGCAGUAUCUUUGCAGUCAUUGCGGCAUGUUAUAUGUGAUGAAGAGAUUUCAUGGAGGUGGAAGGAGUUGGAAAUGGCUCAUGCAGGACUCAGGGUUCAGGUUGUCGAGGAAUCUUUUGAUCUAGAUUGGUUAACAGACUGAAACUAUUUGUUCAGUCGAGGAAUGUUUUGAUCUAGAUUGGCUAACAGACUGAGUUGUAUACAACUAUUUUGUGUUCAAUCGAGGAAUAUUUUGAUCUAGAUUGGUUAACAAACUAAGUUGUAUACAACUAUAUAUUCAAUCAAGGGAUGUUUUGACCUGGAUUGGUUAACAGACUGAGUUGUAUACAACUAUUUGUUCAAUCAAGGGAUGUUUUGACCUAGAUUGGUUAACAGACUGAGUUGUAUACAACUUUUUGUUCAGUCAAGGUAUGUUUUGAUCUAGCUCACACGGGAAAGGAUCAUAUGCUGUGUUCGGCACAGCACACUAUGGAGAGAUGAGUGAAUGAAGAACAGUUAUAGGAUGGAAGGGAUGGUAUGUGAUCCCUUCAUCAUGCUGUGCUCAAUAUUGCACAGGGUGGUAGAGGAUCCCAUCCCACCUUAUGCCGGGCAGUAAAAUGACAUUAUUAUUGUAUAUAGUGAUUAUAUCUGAUCUUAGUCUAAUAUGAAUAUAUGAUGUAUAAAGUGGUAUGAUUGGUAGCUAUUUAGUGUAGAUUAGGAUGUAUAAACUGCUACUAAAAAUCAAUGCAAGUGUAGAUUACUCUAUGAAAAUGUUCUAUAUUCAAAGAUGA
Messenger RNA from Chenopodium quinoa (quinoa), 3464 nucleotides. RefSeq names its product probable disease resistance protein At4g33300. Gene Ontology annotation, molecular function: ADP binding. Gene Ontology annotation, biological process: defense response to fungus. The record is from RefSeq and is a predicted model, not a curated record. The transcript has 5 exons. Lineage: Eukaryota; Viridiplantae; Streptophyta; Magnoliopsida; Caryophyllales; Amaranthaceae. Bases 350 to 2836 code for a protein of 828 amino acids.